AUGCAAAAUCAAAUAGAUACAAUAGCAGAUAACCUCCAUUUAGGUCAUCAAAACAAAGUAAUCAGCUAUGCAAAGGAGUUGUACAGAAAGAGUGUAUUAAAGAUUAGAAAUCUUGGACAAGGUGAGGUUUGUAGGCCUGCUGCAUGUUUAUUAUUAUCCCUUCAAUCAAAAACACAAUUAGUAAAUGAUGAUCUUGUCAAGGCAUUGAUAGAUUCAACAGGAUCGAAUGAAACAUUCUUUUUUGGUGCUGUUAGAUCUGUUCAAAAUGCAUUAGAUAUAAAGUAUGUCGACAUAGAAGUGAUUAUUAAUAUUCAUUGUCCGAGUGCACUUGUACUAAUGAGACAUUUAUCUGUGACAGAUAUUGCAAAUGAAUUUAAAUUACCAGAAUUGAUUGAACAGACAGAGAAUCUAUUAGGUCUGUACAGGCAAAAGUUGUUGGCAGGCAUUGAAGAGUUACAAAGACAAUACGUUGAUUUUGAGAACGCAGAGUAUACAUCGGCCGCCUUUUACGUCAUGACCCAACAAAACGACAUUACAAUAGAUGUACCAAAGUUGGCAUCUUUUAGCAAGAUAUCGCAACAACAAUUCCAAAACAUUGUCAAUAGCAUUACAAGCACUUGUUAUCAAGGCAGUGAAGCUCCCAUCAAAGUGCCAAAAACAGUUAAAUUGUCUCUAAACUCUGGAAAGAAAUCACCAAAAAGAGUUGGAGUUGGAGCUGGAGUUGGAAUAGGUGUAGGUGUGUCUAAAUCGCCAACCAAAGUAUCACCACAAUCACCAACAAAAGUAUCACCUAGAUCACCUACCAACAAAUCAAUAACAUUUAAUAAUAAUAAUAAUAAUAAUAAUGAUGAGAAUAAUAGUAUCAAUCUACCACCAUUUUCAAUUUCUAAUCAAAUUUCACCAGAAUUGACAAAUAAUAAUGAACAACAACAACAACAACAACAACAACCAAUCGACCAAACAACGACAACAACUCAUUCAAACCAAGAUUCAUUUGUAAUUGAUAUUGACAAUGAUAAAGAAACAACAACAACAACAUCCCAAAGUCAACAAUUACCAAUCAUAAACAAAGAUGGUAAAAUGAGUAUAGAAGAAGAGAAAAAAUUAAUUAAAAGACAAAAAGAUCAACAAUACGAUGAAUGGAAAUCAUCUCAACUCUCCAAACCAAAACCAACCAUUUCAACAACUGCCACCAAGCAAUCAACUCUUGAUUCAUUUUUUACAAUCAAAAAAUCUUAA
Cavenderia fasciculata is the source of this 1239-nucleotide messenger RNA. It is a transcript of the gene orcF, whose product is annotated as origin recognition complex subunit 6. Lineage: Eukaryota; Evosea; Eumycetozoa; Acytosteliales; Cavenderiaceae. Gene Ontology annotation, biological process: DNA replication initiation; DNA replication. The transcript is spliced from 3 exons. The coding region runs from base 1 to 1239 and encodes 412 amino acids. The record is from RefSeq and is a predicted model, not a curated record. Gene Ontology annotation, cellular component: nuclear origin of replication recognition complex.